UCCCCUCGGCGGCUGACGUGGCCCGGGCGCGGGGCGGACAUGGCGGACGGCAGCAGGCAGAGCAAGCUGGCGGCGGCCAAGAAGAAGCUGAAGGAAUAUCAGCAGAAGAAUAGCCCUGGAGCAACUGCGGGAGCCAAGAAAAAACGAAAAACUAAAGAAGGAAGUAGGCCCGAGACUCCCACAAAUGAUGACAGACAGUCUCCAGAGAACAUUCAGAACAUUCUGAAGGUGCUGGUGUCAGACCUUAACCGCUCCAAUGGGGUAGCCAUACCCUCAUUGGACAAGAGGAAGGCGUACUUUGACAGUGAUGUUGCCACUCGUAACGCUGAACAGCUUGCUGCCGAUGUCCCUGUGCUAUCUAACAGCAACAGUCUACCUAGUUGUGGUUCUGUUCUGCCUGCUCCCGGGAGCAUGCAGCUGACACAGAUUCAUGAAGCUGAGGAUCAUAAAAAUGCUUUGGAUGAGAACAGGUCUCUCUCGUCAACAGAAAGUCUCCGCCAGUUGUCUGAACAACUCAAUGGCCUGGUUUCUCAGUCUACAUCAUACGUGAAUGGGGAAAGUGCUAUUUCUUCCACAAAUAUUAAGGAAAUGGAAACACGUUACCAGGAGCUGGCAGUAGCCCUAGAUUCCAGCAAUCUAACUAACAAACAGCUCAUUACAAAGAUAGAGGAAUUGAAACAACAGAACCAAGAAGCAAUGAAUCAGCUGGAGAAGGAAAAGAAGGAGUUUGAACAGAAGUUUUCUAAAGAGCAAGCAGCACUGAGGGAACAGCUACAGGUUCAUAUCCAGACGAUUGGAAUUCUGGUUUCUGAGAAGUCUGAGUUGCAGACAGCCCUUGGACAUACUCAACAAGCUGCACGGCAGAAAUCAGGAGAAGCUGAAGACCUUGCUGCUCGUUUACAGUCAUCUCGCCAGAGGGUGUCAGAGCUAGAACGCACUUUGUCCUCCAUCUCUAUGCAGCAAAAACAGUCAGAGAAGCAUAAUAAAGAGUUAGUGAAGGAGCGAGACAACCUGAAACUAGAACUGUACAAACACAGCAAGGGCAGUGAGGAAAUAAAGCAGCAAAACUCGGAACUGUCAGAGAAACUCCGCUCCCUGGUUUCUGAGAACUCAGCUAUGAAGUUGGAUAUGGAGGACUUGCAUAAGAAACUGGAAAUGGCUGAGCUGAUGAUUCAGCAGUUCUCUAAUCAGUCAGGGAAUCUGGAUGUAAACCAGCAGUUGCAGAUGGCACUGGAGGAGAGGGCAAGCCUGGAAACCCAGAUUGCUCAGCUCUCGGAGUCGCUUCACCAGCUCCAGACAGAAAGAGAUCAGUAUGUAGAGAAACUGAAGGAAGAGGGGAGCAUUUGGCAGCAGCGAGUACAGCAGCUCGCUGAGCAGGUCCACACAAUGGCAGAGGAGAAGGAGAAGCAUAUGGCCCAAAUUCGAGAGCUAGAAGCCAAUGUUACAGAGCUGUUAAGCAAAUCAGUAAAACCCAUGGAUAUUGAGCCUUCCUCACCAGCAGGGCCUACAGAAGCUGAGUUGAGUCUGCAGGAAGAGAUCCAGCGGCUGCAGCAGGAGAAGGAGGAACUGCAUGGGCAAUACCAGGCCCAGGUCCGGGACAACGAGCAACUGAGCCACCUCAACCGGGAGCAGGAGGAGCGGCUGCUGGAGCUCGAGAAGGCCGUGCAGCGCUACAACGAGGAGUCUGUGGACAGACAGCAGAUCCUGGAGAACAUACAGAGUGACAAGGCCACAAUCAGCAGGGCACUGAGCCAAAAUCGGGAGCUGAAGGAACAGCUGGCUGAACUGCAGAAUGGGUUUGUCAGACUGACAAACGAAAACAUGGAGGUUACAAGUGCCCUACAGUCAGAGCAACAUGUAAAGAAGGAGUUGGCCAAGAAGCUUGGGCAGCUGCAGGAGAACCUGGGGGAGCUCAAAGAGACACUGGAACUGAAAACACAGGAGGCUCAGGCUCUGCAGGAGCAGCGGGACCAAUACUACAGCCACUUACAACAGUAUACUGUGGCAUACCAGCAAGUGGCUGCUGAGAAGGAGGAGCUGCACAAACAGUACUUGCUUCAGACACAGCUUAUGGAUCGGCUGCAGCAUGAGGAAGUUCAGGGGAAGGUGACAGUGGAAAUGCACCUGAAGGAACUGCAGCAGACCAAGGAAAGUCUGGAAGCUGUAGCUAAGGAAAACAAAGAGCUGCAAGCUCAGAUCAGUCAGUUAGCAGCAGAGCUGGAUGACAAGAUGUUGCACAGACUAGAAGGAGAUGGAGUUGAAAGCGAAGCAAUGACUGAGGAAAUCCAAAAACCUUCAUUAGUGAUCCCAGAGAAGUUUGAAAGCCAUGAAGAAAUGGUUGCUUUCUUGAUGUCUGCCAUGUCUCAAGUGGAAAAGGAGCGAGAAGAUAUGAGGCAGCAACUGGCUGCUCAGAAACAGCAGUGCAGAAGCCUCUUGCAGCAAAUAGCAGCUCUUCGGCAGGAGCAGCAACAUAAUGUGCUGAGUGGAGAUUCCACCAUGGAUACUGUUCCAGUGGAGGUUCACGAGGCUUUGAAAACUGCCAUGGAGAAACUACAGUCCCGUUUCACAGAUCUGAUGCGUGAGAAAGCUGAUCUGAAGGAACGGCUAGAAGAGUUAGAACAUCGCUGCAUACAGCUGUCUGGGGAAACAGACACCAUUGGGGAGUAUAUUGCAUUAUACCAGAGUCAAAGGGCUAUCCUCAAACAGCGGCACCAGGAGAAAGAAGAGUACAUCAGCAGGUUGGCUCAAGAUAAGGAAGAGAUGAAGGUGAAAUUACUGGAACUGCAGGAUUUAGUGAUGCGCCUGGUCAGGGAAAGGAAUGAAUGGUACAGCAAGUAUGUAGCAGCUGCUCAAAACCCAGAGCUGCUAGCAGGCCAGAACGAAAGUGUACUUCCAGUGGAGAGGCGCAUCGAACUGAAUGCUACCGAUGGAGAAGGGUUACGAGAAGUGAAUUUAUCAGACGAAGCAGAACAAGAGGCUGCUGCUCUUCACCAAUCCAGUUUCUCCCCUAUUGACACUAAAGCUGCUCAGCCAAGCCAAGACGACCCCACAGCAAAGCAAAUAAUGCAGCUUCUCAGAGAAAUCCAGAACCCUCAGGAGAGGGUGGGCUCCUUGCUGGAAAACCCCUGCAUUCCAUUCUUCUACCGCGCCGAUGAGAACGAUGAGGUCAAAAUCAUGGUGGUUUAAGCGGCAACAAUUCUUACAGCAAUUUUCUAUGAGCCUGCAAGGACUAAACCGACUUGUAUGUGCCCAUACCGCUGCUCAGUGCCCUUGGUCAGAACAGAGCUCUGCUCUAAAGACAGCAGGAAAGAGGGAUUGCAUCAGAUGGAACUUGAGCAUCAGACCUCAUCUUCCUUCUGUUCUGUGGUAUGCUUGGAGUACAGGCUGGCUCGAAUUAAGGGGAGGCAGCGGGUGCCAGCACAUCACCUGGGCCCAGUGUGGGUUGGGGGAAGGGACUCCAUGACUUUGGGCAAAAUUACUUGCGCCUUUAUCCUGUAUCCCUGCCCAGGACUCCGCUGCCAGCACUCAGCUUCACAGCAGUGACUGAGCAGCAGCUCUUAUCCAGCAUUCAUGACCGUAACCUGCCUAGUUCCUUCCAAGGCUCCCACAGUAACUAACAUCCUCCGGUAACAGAAACUCUUUGGAUUCUAACCAGGUUGCUUUUGUUUCACACCAUGUAUCUUUAUUUCCCAUUUUCCACAGCAGCCUGCCUCUUGCAACUCUAUCUGAAACCAGCCUUGUCAGUCUUGAACAGCCAAAAGUUCCAGGCUUCUGGCUAGCUAGGCAGCACUACAGACCCAUUUAUUCUCAUCGCUAGGGGAAGGGGCUGAGGGUUGCCUUUUGAGUCUUUUCGGUUACUUGACAAAGCUUUAUGUGAUUAUUGGGAGUGGGGUGGAAAUGUAACUGCACUUUGAAGGAUGACGUGUUUCACUUGUAUGUGUCUGAAGGUUUUAUUUAUUUUUAAAAAAAAUGGGAGAAAUAAGUAAAAGGAAACCACUUAAUAAACAUGCUUUGUUUUGAAUUUCUGGACUCUACGAGGGUAUGGUUCUCUCUCACUUAAAUUUCUUCUCCCAUUUUGGUAAGAAAUGCAUUGUGAAAGCAGUGGCAAAGGAUGUUGUAAUCUACCCACCUAAGAGGGGGUGGUACCUGACAAUGCCUUGAAGCAAGAGGCCUAAUUCUAAGGGGAACACAUGCUGUGAAUAGAGGUCCCCGAAGUGGCAGCAAAGCCAAGCCCUUAGGUGUACAAACCCUCAUACAGAUACCUUGCAACUAAAUCUUUCAGAUACAAACUGCCUGUUCUUAAUACGGUUACAGACUCAGCAAUGAAGUUUUAAGGUUGGUAAGAGGACCUGAAUUUCACAGCUGUGCAGUCCUAAGUACUAACCUGGGCUAGUUCCUGAAGGAGCACCCUGAGCUGUCAAGAUGAGAGGUGCAAGCACACAAAUGCAGUAUCAUUUCUUGCCUGGUCAACACCAGCCUGUUUUUACUGGUGUCUGAGUUAGUUGAGCUUUACUAAUAUAACAAAAGUUUUUUUCUAAUGCCAAAAGUAGGUUAAGGCUUUAUUUUUUUUUUAACUGGUUCAUUUUGAUUUUUCCAUAUACAACUAGAAGCGUACAUGGAACAAUAUGUUUUCCUAUGAACGCACCAGAGGAAGGUGGAAGCUGUUUUUUGACUUCCUUUCACUUAAUUGGCCCUAUUGUUGUCUGUUAAUGGCACAACAUGAGUGAUAGGGGCUCUCAAGCUCCUGGCUGCAUAGGGUUGUGUAUAUAAUGUAUCUGUGUAAAAUGCUGUAUAUUCCUUGAAGGAAGACCAGCCUGGUGCAGUGGUUAUGCCUGCUCAGGCUACUCAUGAUCUGUAUCAUAAUAACUAAGGGGGCAGGGUUGUGAUUUAAUGCAGAACAUUAUAAAUGGAAUAAAUAUUUAUUAAGUGUUCUUCUCCAUAGCUGUGAAGGAGAAGCAGCUGUUGAAGAAGCUCUGCAGUCUGCUGCAGAGGUGACUUAGUCCUGUUACAAACAUGCUUUCUGAAUAAACUUAUUCAGAUGGG
This is a messenger RNA of Cygnus olor (mute swan), 5043 nucleotides long. It is a transcript of the gene GOLGA2, whose product is annotated as golgin A2. NCBI's taxonomy places the organism in Eukaryota, Metazoa, Chordata, Aves, Anseriformes, Anatidae. Bases 40 to 3186 code for a protein of 1048 amino acids. Gene Ontology annotation, molecular function: protein binding. Gene Ontology annotation, cellular component: Golgi apparatus; Golgi cisterna membrane; cis-Golgi network. The record is from RefSeq and is a predicted model, not a curated record. Gene Ontology annotation, biological process: Golgi organization. The transcript is spliced from 28 exons.